Akanthomyces muscarius is the source of this 237-nucleotide messenger RNA. RefSeq lists its product as uncharacterized. NCBI's taxonomy places the organism in Eukaryota, Fungi, Ascomycota, Sordariomycetes, Hypocreales, Cordycipitaceae. The record is from RefSeq and is a predicted model, not a curated record. Bases 1 to 237 code for a protein of 78 amino acids. The transcript has a single exon.
AUGCCGCCCGCUAAACUCUCUACCGCCUCCCCUGCCUUUAUGCUUCUCGGGGGUGUUUCUUCGCUCCCUAGCGGAACUCUUGUCCGUGGUCUCCUCAACAAACCCAAAGCCACGCCGCCGCGCUUCCGCGACGUCGAGGCCGAGUGGGACUAUUUCCAGCUCCGAACGUAUGGCGUCGGCAUCCCAGAGCGUGCGUCCAAAAUGAAACGCCGCAGCGAAGCUAGCGAUCGCGCUUGA